GUAAUUCUUAUUGGUUGGCAAAUCCUGAGAAUUCUCUCUUCACGUGGAAGUUCUAAAGAAGAUGGCCCCCCCGAGAUAACUUUACCUUCAACCCUGGGGUCAACCAAUCCCGUUGGACCUGUCCAACCAAUGGACAAAUCGGCAUCCAACCAGCCACCUAGCUAUAGCUAACCAUCCAACCAUCCAACCAACCAACCAACCAACCCAACCCAACCACUGUGAAUCUUAACCCUCUUGUCACCUCCAAAGAAACCCCAACCCAAACCAACAAUGUCAAUGAACAUACGACUUUCCACCAGCAAAUACCCGCCUAAUUCCCAAAACUUGUCUGAUCAAUUGGCCUUAAUUGGCCAAUCCAGGAUCGAAUGGACGCCGGAGCUAAUCCAAAUUAUACCAACUUAUGUUCUCGGAAUCCUCCAAUGCCGGUCAAACUCCAUUGGAACUGGCUGAAACUCGUCCACAUCAAGGGGUGGAAAGCUGUUCGAGUGUUUCCUAUUUGAUCACGAAUAAAAUCUUGGUGGCGAUGAUGAUGGAUACGACUCAAGCGAGCCCACAAUUGGGUAGUGGCAAGUUCAUUGUGAGUUUGCGGGGCUGACCUACCGGUAAAUUCUAGUUGAAGCCACCUCUACUAAAUACCUAUGGAGUGUACUGUAGUAGUUGAAGACGACGUGAGAAGCGAAAAGCCUCGGACAAAGACGGCGACGUCGGGCGAUCCACCAUCUUCUCCUGAUAACCAGACCAGAGUCAUUUCAAUAUCUGACCAUGUCAGAUGGAAUCUAGGAAAAGAUUUCCAUGAAUCACUGUGUUCAAGAUUGAGACGCCUCUCAUCGUCAGCUCCAAUAGACUCUAUUGCGAUUGGUAGUGCGCAAAUAUGUCACCAAUUUUGACCACCAUGGACGAGGCCGAUGAGACGGACUUUCGGCCUUGGAAUGUGGAGAAUGGGGGCCAAAUCACGGCGGAUCCAGCCAAAGCUCUGACAACGAGCAAAUUGACACCCUCAGAGGCAUCAAAUCACCAUGUGGCAUACAUUCGAACCAAGCAUCUGGCCAAAUCCAAUGUCAAUGCAUCGGGUUCGUCCAGUAAUCUGGUGGACAAAUCCAAAUCUAAAGCCUCCCUCUCCAAAAGUGUCUCAUCUUCCGCUUUGAAGCGAACAGCUACCAGCACUCCCCCUACCGAGCGGGUUCAGUUCCUUUUGGGAACGGACAAUUACGGCAAUGAUACGGGUCUUGAGCCACACCCACUUUUCGCAGAAAUGGAGGAGCUGGUCUUGACCCAAGAUGGAGACUUGGCUUGGAAAGAAACGGCACGUUGGGUCAAGUUUGAAGAGAACGUGGAACAUGGUGGAAAUCGUUGGUCGAAACCCCACGUGGCCACUCUGAGCCUUCACUCGUUGUUCCAAUUGAGAGGUCAUUUGAAUUCUGGCACAGUCAUGUUGGACAUGUAUGCCAAGACCUUGGAGGACAUAGCCGAUCUAGUUCUCGACCAAUGGAUCAACAAAGGGGCACUCUAUCACGAUCAACGCAAUGGCAUUCGAGAGGUCAUUCUCAAGACCCACAGCCAUCAUCACGAGAAGCACAAAUCGAAAAAUGAGCCCAAACAGGACGCGUUAAUUCCAAUCAUCCGAUCCCUGGCUGACAUUGGCAGACGAUUCACCGACAGCGGAUUUCACCACGAAUCGACUGCGGGUAAUUCGUCGUUCGCGAGAUCCCCAUCCUCGGAUGCUCUACACAAGGUCUGUACAACUCAACGCAGUCAGUACAGCAUGUACCAUGUGAACAUGGCCUUCAAACUCGACGAGUACAAUUUUGGCACAUGUUCCAAUUUUCAGGGGAAUACGCACUUCAUCAAGAAGAUUCCUAAAGACGCGGAAGCCUCCAGUAUCUUGGUGGGUGAGACAAAUCUAGUGGAGAAGCCACUCGUGUGUUUCGUAAGACUCUCGGAGGCCACUUACAUCGGCGAUUUGACUGAAGUGGAAAUACCCACUCGAUUCGUUUUCCUGCUUCUUGGACCAUCGAAUGCCCCGGUCAAUAGCUACCAUGAAAUCGGUCGAUCCGUGGCUACCAUCAUGUGCGAUGAGGUGUUCCACGAUGUCGCGUACAAGGCCAGGAACACGGAUGAUCUCUUGGCGGGCAUCGAUGAAUUCCUCGAUUCCGUCACAGUCCUGCCCCCAGGAGAAUGGGAUCCCUCGAUCCGAAUCGAGCCCCCAGAUUUUGUCCCACCCCAAGAUUCUCGGAAGCACCCCAAGAGACCGAUGCAAACCAUCCAAACGGAACAGGAAAUUAUUUAUAAAGAGCGCGAGAAGUCCGGCCUUGUCAGAAGCAAGAAACUUUUUGGAGGACUCAUUAACGAUGUCAAAAGAAAAUUGCCAUGGUACCUGUCAGACUUCAAAGAUGCGGCUGCCAUUCAAUGUGUGGCCUCAUUCAUAUUCAUCUAUUUUGGCGUCUUGGCACCUGUCAUCACUUUUGGAGGAUUACUAGGCGAGGCCACAGAAGAGAACAUUUCAGUUAUUGAGGCCUUGGUGGGAGGCAUGUUUGUGGGAGUUGCUUAUGGAUUGUUCUCUGGACAGCCCCUGUCCAUCCUUGGACCCACUGGGCCAGUUCUGGUCUUCGAAACCAUCGUCUACGAUCUUUGCCGAAACUAUGAGUGGACCUACCUGUCGUUUCGCUUCUGGAUUGGCUUUUGGGUUGGGUUGAUUCUUUUACUUUUGGUAGCCACGGAUGCCUCGGUCAUGGUUUGCUUCAUCACCCGUUUUACGGAAGAGAACUUUGCAACCCUGAUCGGAGUGAUCUUCAUCAAGAGCGCGGUGGAAAAGAUCCUGGCCAUUGGAACCACUCAUCCACUCCACGAAGAUAAUUGCAUCUGCGUUCGAACCGGGGAUCCCAAUCAAACCACGCCAGAGGAUGAAACUGGACCCUUGGUCAGUGCCUUGAGCAACGCCAGCUCGAAAAUGUUCCACUGCUUCUACGAGAUCGAUGGGCACAUCUCAAACUCUUACGAGAACGAGGCUUGCCACGUGGUCCCUAAUGUACUGAUGACGAGCAUCCUCUUGUUUUGUGGCACUUACAUGAUCUCGACCAUUCUGAAGCAAUUCAAGAACGCCAAUUACUUUCCCACGAUUGUUAGAUCGUUGGUCUCGGACUUUGCAGUCAUCAUUGCCUUAUUUCUGAUGACGUUGGUGGAUAUGUACCUGAAUGUGGACACGCCCAAAUUGUUCGUACCCAGCUCGUUUAAACCUACCUUGAGUGGGCGGUCUUGGCUGGUGGACCCGUUUGGUGGAAAUCCCUGGUGGACUUGUAUUCUGGCCUUUUUCCCAGCUCUCCUGGCCACCAUCUUAGUCUUUAUGGACCAACAAAUCACCGUGGUUAUUGUCAAUCGCAAAGAAAAUUUGCUGCAGAAAGGCUGCGGUUUCCAUCUGGAUCUCUUUGUGGUGGCCAUAAUGAUCAUUGUGUGUUCUAUGUUUGGAUUUCCAUGGUGCGAGGCUUCUACGGUGCCAUCCAUCAUUCACGUCCAAUCUUUAAAAAAAGAAUCCGAGUCCUCGGCUCCUGGCGAGAAGCCCCAAUUUCUGGGGGUCAGGGAACAACGUGCCACUCAUGUUUUGGCCUUUCUCCUGAUCGGAUUAUCCAUCUUUAUGGCUCCCGUUUUGGGAUACAUCCCGAUGCCUGUCCUUUUUGGCGUUUUCCUCUACAUGGGAACAGCCUCGAUCCAUGGCCUCCAACUUGUGGAUCGAAUCAGCUUGUUCUUCAUGCCCAAGAAGUUCCAACCCGAUUUACCGUACCUCCGACGAGUCCCACUGAAACGGGUUCACUUGUUCACAUUGAUCCAGAUCCUUUGUCUAGCCGCUUUGUGGGUCGUCAAGGACAUCCAAGAAACCUCAAUUCUAUUUCCCAUUAUGCUAAUUGUCAUGGUGGGCGUACGUAAGAGCUUGGAAAAGUUGUUCCACGAGGAGGAAUUGCGGAUUCUGGAUGACGUGUUUCCGUCCUUCAAGCGUGCCAAACAAAUGGACGAGGAGGAACUGGAAGUGAAGGAAAAUGACGUGAUUAGCCUUCGUUUGAGCACCUCCGGCAAGUUGGAGGUCCCCAUCUCCAAUGGGAAGGUGCUCUCCAUUCCAAUGGACACAGUUCAAAGUGGAGGAACCGGAACUCGACCUAAACAUGGGUUCAACAUAACCGAGGAGAUGAACAAGAGCAGCCUUUGGCUUUCAAUGGAAGGCAGUCAAACUGAUUUAAAAAAGCACGACGGGGCGAGAAAGCGAAGGAAACCUAGGCGAAAACGAUCAAAGACCGACAUUCAUCGAGGUCAAGAGGAACGCGAUAUUAUGGAGGAUGAAGGCGAGGAGGACCUCAGUCGAAACAAGAAUUACGACGUGGAAUCAAACUCUUUGGACUUGGAGGACGAGGGAAUCAUAUUUGGCAAGAAAUAGUGACUGUUCCAUCUGAACCUUGAGGUCUCAUGCAUAUAAUCAAGUUUGUACAAGUAUUAGCUGAUCAAUUUAUAUGAGCGAAAAAUAAAGCCAGUAAUAAUGAGAAUGAACCAUUUUGGCGUG
Messenger RNA from Tigriopus californicus, 4543 nucleotides. Its product is annotated as electroneutral sodium bicarbonate exchanger 1-like. Lineage: Eukaryota; Metazoa; Arthropoda; Copepoda; Harpacticoida; Harpacticidae. Bases 872 to 4420 code for a protein of 1182 amino acids. Gene Ontology annotation, biological process: transmembrane transport; regulation of intracellular pH; monoatomic anion transport. Gene Ontology annotation, cellular component: plasma membrane. The transcript is spliced from 12 exons. Gene Ontology annotation, molecular function: sodium:bicarbonate symporter activity; monoatomic anion transmembrane transporter activity; solute:inorganic anion antiporter activity. The record is from RefSeq and is a predicted model, not a curated record.